Messenger RNA from Myotis davidii, 2021 nucleotides. RefSeq names its product chloride voltage-gated channel 4 (gene CLCN4). Gene Ontology annotation, molecular function: voltage-gated chloride channel activity. Gene Ontology annotation, biological process: transmembrane transport; chloride transport. The record is from RefSeq and is a predicted model, not a curated record. Gene Ontology annotation, cellular component: early endosome; Golgi apparatus; synaptic vesicle. Lineage: Eukaryota; Metazoa; Chordata; Mammalia; Chiroptera; Vespertilionidae. The transcript is spliced from 11 exons. Bases 195 to 2021 code for a protein of 608 amino acids.
UGGCGGGGGGCGGGGUGGCCGGGCCUGGGAGCGUGAGGCUGAAAUUGACAGUCACCCCUGGCAGGAGAGUGAGCCUGCGGCUUUCUGUCUCCAUCAGACCCCGGCCCCGCGGGAGCAGAUUUCCGUGGCGUUUGAACUCCUAUCUCAGGAAACCGAAGCACAAGGUGUGAGUAGCAUGGUCACGUGCAGGAGCGAUGAGCGGCUCCGGCAACCUCAUGGACUUUCUGGAUGAGCCAUUCCCCGACGUGGGGACGUACGAGGACUUCCACACCAUCGACUGGCUGAGGGAGAAGUCGCGGGACACCGACAGGCACAGAAAGAUCACCAGCCGGAGCAAGGAGUCCGUGUGGGAGUUCAUCAAGGGCCUGCUGGACGCCUGGUCGGGAUGGGUGGUCAUGCUGCUCAUCGGGCUGCUGGCGGGCACCUUGGCCGGGGUCAUCGACCUGGCCGUGGACUGGAUGACCGACCUGAAGGAGGGCAUCUGCCUGUCCGCCUUCUGGUACAGCCACGAGCAGUGCUGCUGGACCUCCUCCGAGACCACGUUUGAGGACAGGGACAAGUGCCCGCUGUGGCAGAAGUGGUCGGAGCUGCUGGUCAAUCGCUCGGAGGGUGCCAGCGCCUACAUCCUGAACUACCUGCUGUAUGUCCUGUGGGCCUUGCUCUUUGCGUUCUUGGCCGUCUCCCUGGUGCGCGUGUUUGCGCCCUACGCCUGUGGCUCAGGUAUCCCCGAGAUAAAGACCAUCCUGAGCGGCUUCAUCAUCAGGGGCUACCUGGGCAAGUGGACCCUGCUGAUCAAGACCGUGACCCUGGUGCUGGUGGUGUCCUCGGGCCUGAGCCUCGGGAAGGAAGGGCCGCUGGUGCACGUGGCUUGUUGCUGCGGCAACUUCUUCAGCAGCCUCUUCUCCAAGUACAGCAAGAACGAGGGCAAGAGGCGCGAGGUACUUUCAGCCGCGGCUGCUGCCGGGGUCUCCGUUGCGUUUGGUGCUCCGAUUGGCGGCGUGCUCUUCAGCCUGGAGGAGGUCAGCUACUACUUCCCCCUGAAGACCUUGUGGCGGUCCUUCUUCGCGGCCCUGGUGGCGGCCUUCACGCUGCGCUCCAUCAACCCCUUUGGGAACAGCCGCCUCGUUCUCUUCUACGUGGAAUAUCACACGCCCUGGUACAUGGCCGAGCUCUUCCCCUUCAUCCUGCUGGGCGUCUUCGGGGGCUUGUGGGGCACCCUCUUCAUCCGCUGCAACAUCGCCUGGUGCCGGAGGCGCAAAACCACCCGGCUGGGCAAGUACCCGGUGCUGGAGGUCAUUGUGGUGACUGCCAUCACCGCCAUCAUCGCCUACCCCAACCCCUACACGCGCCAGAGCACGAGCGAGCUCAUUUCCGAGCUGUUCAAUGACUGUGGGGCCCUCGAGUCCUCCCAGCUCUGCGACUACAUCAACGACCCCAACAUGACCCGGCCCGUGGAUGACAUUCCCGACAGGCCGGCCGGGCGUGGGGUGUACACGGCCAUCUGGCAGCUGGCCCUGGCGCUGGUCUUCAAGAUCGUCAUCACCAUCUUUACCUUCGGCAUGAAGAUCCCGUCUGGCCUCUUCAUCCCCAGCAUGGCCGUGGGGGCCAUGGCGGGCAGGAUGGUGGGCAUCGGCGUGGAGCAGCUGGCGUACCAUCACCACGACUGGAUCAUCUUCAGGAACUGGUGCCGGCCCGGAGCGGACUGCGUCACCCCGGGACUCUACGCCAUGGUGGGAGCAGCGGCCUGCCUAGGUGGCGUGACCAGGAUGACGGUGUCAUUGGUGGUCAUCAUGUUUGAAUUAACGGGGGGUCUGGAGUACAUUGUCCCCUUGAUGGCGGCAGCUGUGACCAGCAAGUGGGUGGCCGACGCCUUUGGGAAGGAAGGCAUCUAUGAGGCCCACAUCCACCUCAACGGGGAAGAGACCGACUACAACGGCUUCCCGGUGGUGGUGUCCCGGGACUCCGAGCGCCUCAUCGGAUUCGCCCAGAGGAGGGAACUGAUUCUCGCCAUAAGUGAGUAG